Messenger RNA from Rhagoletis zephyria (snowberry fruit fly), 239 nucleotides. Its product is annotated as GTPase-activating Rap/Ran-GAP domain-like protein 3. NCBI's taxonomy places the organism in Eukaryota, Metazoa, Arthropoda, Insecta, Diptera, Tephritidae. The record is from RefSeq and is a predicted model, not a curated record.
CUCCUCGGCAACUGAGUUAAUAUCCAGACGCGGCGUUUUCUCACGUCAUCAUUACGGCUCGGUGGAUCAGCUACCGCAAACCGAUUUAGAUGGAUUAGAUCCGAAUUUUAAACGUUUUCGUGUAGAAACCGGUGAUUCAUUGGCCGAAAAGGAUGAGGUCUUUGGCUCGCCCAGCACACCCAUAUUGGAGAAUCCUGAGCAUCAAACGCGCUGGUAUUUCAAAUACUUUUUGGGCAAAU